Molecule: messenger RNA, 1918 nt
Organism: Rhizopus microsporus ATCC 52813
Lineage: Eukaryota; Fungi; Mucoromycota; Mucoromycetes; Mucorales; Rhizopodaceae
Exons: 4
Coding region: 273-1817 (514 amino acids)
Biological process (GO): carbohydrate metabolic process
Source: RefSeq, a predicted model, not a curated record
UGUAAACCAAAGAUUGGGCUGAAAAUGACGCUUUAUUUCAUGCUGAAAAGCCGUCAAUAUCCAACAUGAACUCGCGCAAAUUGAGCCUGUGGACACUGUAAAAUAUUUUUAAAUGGAUUUAGUGCCUUUUAUUCAUUGCGGAGGAUCACCUGCACUAACUAAUUAUGCCGCACUGUGUUCCCUCUUUGAUGCACGCGUGAUCAAUUUCAAUGCACAUCCUAUAAUUUCAUUAUUACCUUUUCUCCCUUUCCUUUUCUCGUUUCUUGUUUAAUAUGAGUACCAUUGCAAAACUACUUAUUCUAUACUUUAUUAUUCUCGUCAACCUGGUGUUGCUGUAUCGCUACUUUCCACACAAACUACAGCCUCCAUAUGUACCAACCCAUUAUGGCCUCUCGCUCGUCAGACCUGAGCAUCGCAAGUAUACAAGUCCAGCCGUUGAGCAAUUCUUGACCAAGACCGAGUCCCAGAUGAAAGACAAGGACCUGUACGUGUUACUACAAAAUUGUCUACCCAACACUUUGGAUACCACCGUAGAAUGGUUCAAUUAUAAUAGCACGGAUCCGAGGACAUUUCUGAUCACAGGCGACAUACCAGCCAUGUGGAUACGCGAUUCUACCAACCAAAUAUCUCCUUAUAUUAGAUUUGUAAAUGAAGACCCGGGGCUAAAGGAUCUAAUAUUUGGCGUAAUUCAGGUUCAGGCAAGUUAUCUCGACUAUGAUCCUUAUGCAAACGCUUUUCUUCGUCCUUGGUAUGCUCCACCAGUUGAGAACCCACGGAAGGGUUCGACUACGGACAAGGUCACACCUGCUUAUGAUCCGACCAUAGUGUGGGAAUCCAAGUAUGAGCUGGACUCUAUCAGUCAUUUCUUCAAGUUGACAAAUGACUAUGUGGAUGCUACAGGUGAGAUCGAGCGUAUACUAGAAUCGACUGAUUGGAUGAAUGCUGCUACAAGAGUGCUUCAAGUACUUCAAGAUCAAAUGAAAGAUACUUGGCCGUCUACAUCAACAACCUCCGUUCGAGACGAUCCACAGCGAGUGCCGCUAGAGCAAGGAUAUAGAUUUACGAGAUAUACUGAUAGACCAACAGAGACCCUGGGUCAAUCUGGUAUAGGAGCCAUAGGCAAAAAAUGUGGACUGAUCAAGAGCGCAUUUAGACCAAGUGAUGAUGCCACAACCUUGCCAUACUUGAUUCCAGCGAAUGCUCAUAUUUCUGUCGAACUGACAAGAUUAAGCAAACACAUUCGAGUUUAUACAAAAGCAAGCUAUCGGCAAGAAUAUAAAGAUUUAGCAGAAAUUGCAUCCAAGAUCGGACAGACUGUCAAGAUCGCAGUGGAACGGCAUGGAGUUGUGACACAUCCUGUAUUUGGUCAAAUCUAUGCUUAUGAAGUUGACUGCUAUGGCUCAGUACUUAUCAUGGACGAUGCCAACUUACCCUCUUUGCUGAGCUUACCUUAUCUGGGAUUUACAACAAAGAAUGACGUUGUCUAUCAGAACACGAGAAGACUCGUGCUCUCUCAUUGGAAUCCAUGGUACUUUGAAGGCAAGUUCGUCAAGGGCAUCGGAAGUCCUCAUACAGGGGAAGAUAUGGUAUGGCCUAUGAGUAUCUUGAUGCAGAUCAAGACUUCAAGUAAUGAGAAUGAAAUACGAAAACUUAUCGAUUUAGUUAAGCAAGUUGCCAAGAGUGCAAAUAGUCUGAUGUGUGAGUCAAUGAAUAGCAAUGAGCCAAGUAAAUACACAAGAGCAUGGUUUAGUUGGGCAAAUGGGUUAGCUGGAAGUACAAUCAUAGACCUCAUACAAGAAUAUCCUCAUUUGGUUUGAACGUCCGCAAUAAAGAAAAUUCUAACCAAUCAUACAUGACAGAAACGCCUCUCUAAAUAACUCUUUUUUUUAUUAUUUUUCGCGUCUUUUCCCUUUUUCAG